UAUUACAAAUUUCACAUUUAUCACGUCUUUGUAACCACACUUUACUUAAGGAUCUGCGUUUCCCCUCUUUAAAGCCAAUGUUUUCAACGCAUGCGUCGCAUUUGUGUCAUUGCAAGUGAAAUCUGAAACCGCUUCCUGGUCCUUGCAAGACUCAAGUCUGUGAUGUACAAUUGUAACUUGAUUUAAAUGUUAAUGCUGCUCGGAGCCUUCAUGUCGCAUACCUGUAGUCAGUUUGGAAGAAAGGAAGUUCAUCUUGAGAAGUAUGAGUGAAAGAAAACAGGCAGGAGGCAACACGAUGGCAAACCCUGAAAAAACCAACACUAAAGCAGAAAGUGACUCUUCACGGGUCAUUACUGUGGUUUUUCUAGCUCUCCUGUUGGAUCUUUUGGGGUUCACUCUGAUAUUACCACUUCUCCCUUCAAUUCUGGACCACUACAGUCAGACCGAGGAUGGGAUGUAUCAGUCUCUACAGAGCAUUGUGGACUUCUUUGGGGCAAGCAUUGGGGUUCCAGUGGAAAGGAAAUACAAUGGUGUUCUGUUUGGAGGUCUCAUUGGCUCCCUCUUCUCCCUGCUGCAGUUCCUGUCUUCCCCUCUCACGGGUGCUGCCUCAGACUACUAUGGAAGGAGACCACUGAUGAUGCUUUUAACGGUGGGGCUGAUGUCUUCCUACGCACUGUGGGCAGUGUCCAGGAGCUUCAGUGUCUUUCUCCUGUCCAGAGUUGUGGGUGGCGUAUGCAAAGGCAACGUCAGUCUCUGCACAGCAAUAGUGGCGGACUUGACCUGCCCAAAAGCACGCAACCGAGGAAUGGCUAUGAUUGGUGUUGCCUUCUCUCUGGGCUUUACCUUUGGUCCGAUGAUUGGUGCCUAUUUUGCCCUGAAACCCACAGAGGAUGAGAUCUUUUACCAGGGUCCUGCAGUGCUGGCUCUCUUGUUCUCUGCAGCUGAUUUACUCUUCAUAUUUGUCAUGCUUCCAGAGACACUUUCCAGGAACAACAGGGUCUCCUCAGUGACUUCAGGGAUACAGGAAUCCACUGACCUGCUGAGCCCUCUUGCCUUGUUUCAGUUCACUGCUGUAACAAGAAGACAAGACUCUCCUUCUAAAGAGAGUAUACAGAACCUUAAAGUCCUGGGCUUUGUCUACUUCUCCUACUUGUUUCUCUUCUCUGGACUGGAGUACACAUUGAGCUUUCUGACUCAUCAGCGCUUUCAGUUCACUAGCAUGCAGCAGGGGAAGAUGUUCUUCUUUGUCGGCAUUGCCAUGGCGUUAAUUCAGGGAGGGUAUGCUCGGAGGAUUAAACCAGGGAAACAUAUCAGAACGACCAGAAUGGCAAUAAUAAUUUUGAUCCCUGCUUUCAUUCUUAUUGGCUUGGCUUGGAGUGUAUCGAUGCUGUAUGUUGGACUGUUGCUGUACUCCUUUGCUGCUGCUGUAGUUGUGCCUUGCCUGUCAACCCUGGUUUCUGCCUAUGGCUCAGCCAGUCAGAAGGGCACAGUGAUGGGGAUCCUACGCAGCCUUGGGGCUCUUGCAAGAGUUCUGGGUCCUAUUGUAGCAUCUUCAGUGUAUUGGCUGGCUGGGGCACAAACCUGUUUCAUCGUGAGCUCGGCCUUCUUCGUUGUACCUCUGGCACUCCUCUGGAACUUCAAGGACACAAAAACAGAGUGAGAAGAGGUCCAUCGGGUAUUUUGAGGAAGUUGGGGUGAAUCAACAUGCCGCGCUGAUCAACAAGGGUGUCUGAAAAGUGUAAAGAUGACAUCUAAUAAGUUGUAUUAUUAUUUUUGCACCUUUUUUAAAUAAUGCUAUUAUAUGUAUGUUUGGAACAUAGAAUAUAUUUAAUUGAUUAAAUGGUACAGUUGGGAAAACUAA
Lepisosteus oculatus (spotted gar) is the source of this 1861-nucleotide messenger RNA. RefSeq names its product major facilitator superfamily domain containing 10 (gene slc75a1). Gene Ontology annotation, molecular function: transmembrane transporter activity. The record is from RefSeq and is a predicted model, not a curated record. Gene Ontology annotation, biological process: transmembrane transport. Lineage: Eukaryota; Metazoa; Chordata; Actinopteri; Semionotiformes; Lepisosteidae. Gene Ontology annotation, cellular component: brush border membrane.